CACCCCUGCCCGGCCUCCCCACCGGUGUCCCGCCGCUCCCCGCAGCGUCCUCGCUCCCCUUCCCCUGCCGGGCGCGGUUCCUCCUCCCGCUCCCCCCGCCCCGCGUCUUUUCCUCUCCCCUCCCCGCGAAGUUUCGGGGCUGUCAGUCUGUCAGUCAGUCCGCGCCCGAGCUGCGGGCAGCGGACGCCACUGAGAGCAGAGCCGCCCGGGACCGGAGGCCAGGACGCCGGGGUCCCGGCAGCAGCGGGGAGACCCGGCCGGCCGGCCGCCAGGGUGUGUGGCCCGAGCCCCAGAAGAAGCUACCUGGGGUUGCCAUGAGAGAGACCUUGGAGGCCCUCAGCUCCCUGGGAUUCUCUGUGGGACAGCCGGAGAUGGCCCCCCAAAGUGAGCCUGGGGAAGGGUCCCAUAAUGCCCAGGAGCAGAUGUGCCCUCCCAGGGAAGAGAGAGCGCUGGGCUCCUCUUCAUGUUCGGGGCACAAGGCCCCCAGACCGGAGGAAGAUGCCCACCCUGAACAGGCUGAGGCUCCCUGCAGAGGAAGCCAGGCACACACACCACGGAAGGCUGAGCCUGUGGGCUCCUGCCCAGGAGAGGAGUGGAUGAUUCGGAAGGUGAAGGUGGAGGAGGAGGACCAGGAGGCAGAAGACAAAGUCGAAUGGCCCCAGCACCUGUCAUUACUGCCCGGCCCCUUUCCCGCGCCUGACCUGGGGCCUCUGGCCGCCGCCUAUAAGCUGGAGCCGGGGAUCCCAGGGGCACUGGCUGGGCUCUCGCUGGCCGCGUGGACUCCAGCCUCAGAGAAGCCCUACGGCUGCACCGAGUGCGAGCGACGAUUCCGGGACCAGCUGACCUUGCGGCUGCAUCAGCGGCUGCACCGCGGCGAGGGCCCGUCCGCGUGCCCCGACUGCGGCCGCAGCUUCACGCAGCGCGCGCACAUGCUGCUGCACCAGCGCAGCCACCGCGGCGAGCGGCCGUUCCCGUGCUCCGAGUGCGACAAGCGCUUCAGCAAGAAGGCCCACCUGACCCGCCACCUGCGCACGCACACGGGCGAGCGGCCCUACCCUUGCACCGAGUGCGGCAAGUGCUUCAGCCAGAAGAUACACCUGGGCUCGCACCAGAAGACGCACACGGGCGAGCGGCCCUUCCCCUGCCCCGAGUGCGAGAAACGCUUUCGCAAAAAGACGCACUUGAUCCGCCACCAGCGCAUCCACACGGGCGAGAGGCCCUACCAGUGCGCGCAGUGCUCACGCAGCUUCACGCACAAGCAGCACUUGGCGCGGCACCAAAGGGUGCACGAGGCGGCCUGCCGAGCCCCGCUGGCUUCCGAUGUGCCCGCCUCUCCAGGUUCUCCUGCCCAGACCCUGACGCCCUCCCCUCCGGGACCUAAGCCUUUCGUCUGCUCUGAUUGCGGACUGAGCUUCGGCUGGAAGAAGAACCUCGCCACGCACCAGCGUCUGCACGGCAGCGAGGGGCGCCCCUUCGGAUGUGACGAGUGCGCUCUGGGCGGUGCCACCGAACCCCUGGCCUGCGGGCAUCGCUGCACACAGGCGCCCCAGGGCGCUCCCGCCAGCGAGCGGUCCUUUUCCUGCCCAGACUGUGGACGCGGCUUUGCCCACGGGCAGCACCUAGCGCGGCAUCGGAGGGUGCACACGGGCGAACGCCCCUUCGCCUGCGCGCAGUGUGGCCGUCGCUUCGGCUCGCGGCCAAACCUGGUCGCCCAUUCCAGGGCCCAUAGCGGCGCCAGGCCUUUCGCCUGUGCGCAGUGCGGCCGCCGCUUCAGCCGCAAGUCUCACUUGGGCCGCCAUCAAGCGGUGCACACGGGCAGUCGGCCCCACGCUUGUACCGUCUGCGCCCGUAGCUUCAGCUCCAAAACCAACCUGGUCCGCCAUCAAGCCAUCCACACGGGCUCUCGCCCCUUCUCCUGCCCGCAGUGCGGCAAGAGCUUCAGCCGCAAGACGCACCUGGUGCGGCACCAGCGCAUCCACGGCGAAGCGGCCCCCCUGGCCUCCGACGCUGACCUCCCGGCCCCAGCCUGGCCCACUCCCACGGAGGUGGCAGCGCCCCCACUCUUCUUCUGAGCCUCCUUCUUGUCCAGGCCCUUCCUUUGCCUUCUCUUGCUUCCUGGUUGGAGAGACCCAAGUCCAAUCGGGUGAGCACUGUGGCAGGAUGGCCUAGGCCCCUGACGGCUGUUUUUCUUCCUUCUCCAUCUUGCUGGGGAGACGGCUGGAAAGGAUAACCGGCUUUAACAUUCUGUAACAAAGACAGUGCUGAGUGAACCCUUGCUGGGAAUAAUUCCUGCCUGAGUCCUUGGAAGGCCCCACCGAGGGAAGCCCUGGAAAGCUGAAGUUUCCUGGACGCCGCCCCCCACCCCCCACCCCCCCGCCGCCAAGGCGGGAACCUCUACAGGGGGAGAGAAAGAAUGGUUAUCUGAGUACUUACAGUGUCAUUAAAAUUUAAAUCUGAAGUUUCUAGGACUUUUAAAUGAGCUGGGGGAGGGAACCCCUGACUAAUCCACACACAGAGGACCUUCCUUUACCUACCCUGGGUGAGUUCCACUUAUCCAGCUGCUGGUAAUCGCUCUACCAAAUCAAAAUAUAAUACAGCUCAUUUCCAAACCACUCCCCGGCUCCCUGCUUCUAGCUCAGAAAUGUGACGAGGAAGAAACGUUAGCAUACAUUUCCCAUGCCAGGUGUUGAAGGCUAGAACGUGGGGGAUACACAGAGAGGGGGCAGGUGCCCUUUGGCUGGGCUGUUCCCCUGGAGACACGUAACCCUGGCCUCUGGAGCUCUAGAACUUCUGCUCUGUCUGCAGCUCUCCCAAGGGGCUCUCAGAAAAGCAGUCCCACCCUCCACCCUGCCUGGCACCAUGAGGAAGGACCUUAAUGGCAUAUGAAAUUUCUUUCCCAUCAUACCUUUAAGUUCUGUCUUUAUGAUGGAUGCUUGAUCCAGAGGUCUCUGUAGCUGUGCCUCCCCAGCCCAGGCAGCUAGGAGAGCUGGCUGUCAGUAAAGGGAAGGGGUGGGGUGAUGGGGAACAGGUUGAACCUGGAGUGAGGAGU
Messenger RNA from Eptesicus fuscus (big brown bat), 3049 nucleotides. It is a transcript of the gene ZNF467, whose product is annotated as zinc finger protein 467. Gene Ontology annotation, biological process: regulation of transcription by RNA polymerase II. Lineage: Eukaryota; Metazoa; Chordata; Mammalia; Chiroptera; Vespertilionidae. The record is from RefSeq and is a predicted model, not a curated record. The transcript has 5 exons. Gene Ontology annotation, molecular function: RNA polymerase II cis-regulatory region sequence-specific DNA binding; DNA-binding transcription activator activity, RNA polymerase II-specific. Gene Ontology annotation, cellular component: nucleus. Bases 315 to 2072 code for a protein of 585 amino acids.